UCGCUUACCCAUUAAAACGUUUUCUCUGGCACGGAAAUUGCUCUACCACCAGCAUCAGCAGCCACUGCUUCUUGAUGUUGUGGUAAGAAAUGCGCAUGCGUCCCACACUGGAAUUACUGCACUGGCCAGAAUAAGUUGGAUCUCGUCUGUCUUCACUGAAAUCCAAAAUCAUAUCAAAACUAUGGCGGUGUUGAGAAUAAGAAAAAUGAGCUACUUUGGGGUUUGGACCUUUCCUGUAAUAGUGGCAGUGGUCUGUGCGCAAAGUGUCAAUGACCCUAGCAAUAUGUCAAUCGUAAAAGAAACUGUGGAUAGACUGUUGAAAGGAUAUGACAUUCGCUUGAGGCCGGAUUUCGGAGGUCCCCCUGUGGGUGUUGGGAUGAAUAUAGACAUAGCCAGCAUAGACAUGGUAUCUGAAGUCAAUAUGGACUAUACAUUGACUAUGUAUUUCCAGCAAGCUUGGCGAGACAAGCGGUUAUCCUACUCAGAGAUUCCCCUCAAUCUCACCCUGGAUAACCGGGUAGCGGAUCAGCUGUGGGUCCCGGACACCUACUUCCUAAAUGACAAGAAGUCUUUUGUCCAUGGUGUCACUGUGAAAAACAGAAUGAUUCGACUGCAUCCAGAUGGCACUGUGCUCUAUAGCCUGAGGAUCACCACUACAGCAGCUUGUAUGAUGGACCUGAGACGAUAUCCACUGGACGAGCAAAACUGCACAUUGGAGAUAGAGAGCUAUGGGUACACCACUGAUGACAUAGAGUUCUACUGGCGAGGAGGUGACAAUGCUGUGACGGGGGUGGAGAGAAUAGAACUCCCCCAGUUCUCCAUUGUGGACCACAAACUCAUCUCCAAGAAUGUCGUCUUCUCUACAGGAUCCUACCCCCGACUCUCCCUCAGCUUCAAGCUAAAAAGGAACAUCGGCUAUUUCAUCCUGCAGACCUACAUGCCCUCUAUCCUGAUCACAAUCCUCUCCUGGGUCUCCUUCUGGAUCAACUAUGAUGCCUCUGCUGCCAGAGUGGCUUUAGGAAUCACCACUGUGCUGACCAUGACCACCAUCAACACUCACCUGCGGGAGACCCUUCCUAAAAUCCCUUAUGUCAAGGCCAUUGACAUGUACCUGAUGGGCUGCUUCGUCUUCGUUUUUCUGGCCCUGCUGGAGUAUGCCUUGGUCAACUACAUCUUCUUCGGCAGGGGACCCCAGCGCCAGAAGAGGGCGGCUGAGAAAGCAGCCGUGGCCAACAACGAGAACAUGAGAAUGGAUCCAAACAAGUGGAUGGUGGGAAAUGUCGUUCAGAGAGACGAUACUCUGUAUGCGCGAAUGAAACAGAGGGAUAUUGACGCUCAUGACUCAAUGUGGGAACCAAUCUUUGUGGAUGAUGCAGCGAUGGGACUAGGCGAUCAAAAGAAUAAGAUGGACCCACAUGAAAACAUUCUACUGGGAACAAUAGAAAUUAAGAAUGAGAUGGGAGCGUCGGAGCUGACCCUUGGUCUCAGUGACCCCAGGAGCACCAUGUUGACUUAUGACAGCUCCACCCUGCAGUACCGCAAAGCAGGACUGCAGGCCAGGCACAACUUUGGACGCAACACUCUGGAGAGGCAUGUGACUCAGAAGAAGAGCCGGCUACGGAGGCGUGCUUCUCAGCUGAAGAUUAACAUUCCCGACUUAACUGAUGUAAACUCUAUCGACAAGUGGUCGAGAAUGAUCUUCCCCACUGUAUUUUCCUUGUUCAACAUUAUCUAUUGGCUCUACUACGUCAACUAAAUGGACUUCAGCAAGGGCAGAACAAAACAAAAAACAACAAAAAUGUUGCUUGUUUUUCUCUGAAUUGGUAUCAUUUUGCUGUUUGUUCUUGCAACACAAGACUGAAUUACUAAAACAAAAUCAGGACUGAUUCCAUUUGAGCUUGGAACACCUUAAUUGCUGGCUAACACAUGAAAACCUUAGAGGAGAGAAAGAUUCAGAACAUAUAUGGUGCCUGUACCAGAGUUUUUGUUUAUAAUUUAGAAUAUUUAGUGAAUAUAGUAUUUUAUCAUUUUUAAAUGUUUGUAUGCAUAUAUUUUUGUUUUAUUUGUACAAUCCAUAUUUAAUUUUUUGCCAAAACAUAGUUAGAAAUAUUAAUGAUAUAUUGAUUUUAAAAUGACUCACAGACCACAAAGACAUUCCUUAAAUCAGCUACAAGCACAUUCAGGUCAAUCUUUUCUAAGAUGUAUUCAUUCAAAGAGACAGAUGGGAUGUUAUUUAUCCUACAAAUGAUUUUGUCUUUGUAUUGUGAACUUUCCAUUUUCAUAGUAUUGCUAUAUUAAGUCAUAGCAUGAGGGUUUUAUGAUUAACCAACCUUUUCUACGUUGAUAUAGUUGACAAAUCAUACACUUUCUUUGAAGCAUUAUUUCAAUUCUAAGAAAACAUUUGAUAGUGUCGUAGAUAUUCUAAACAACAGAAACUAACAUCAUUCCAAACCUUGACCGAAGAAACUAGAAGGUAAAGCUUACAGACGAUUCACACUGAAUGCUAUAGCACACCUUACAGACAAAUGUAUCACUAAGCCUUUGAUUCCUGGUUUAACAUUGUUUUCAUAGCUUAUUCGCUCAGAAAAGGUACAGAAUAUUCACUUGAUUGAUCAAAUUUCAAGCCCCCUGUCAACUGAGAGGUUGAAUAUAUUGCAAAACAAAGGGACAGAAGAAGAGAGAGAAACUGAGAAAGAGAAGGGUGCAUUAGUCAUCAAUGCAGUUCACGAAUCAGUGAUACAGGGAUAGAUACUGUAUAUGAUCAAAGAUAUCUUGAAGACAGAUGCACAAAUGUGUAUCUUCAUAUUGUCCCUUGUCCAUUUUAGUCCUUUGUUCACAUAUCCGUAAGAUUACAGGAUACAAUGAUGUAUUUGUUCAUGCUUGCUCUUCAUAUAGAUAUACAGAAACGCGCAUUGGCUCUAGUUUGUUAAGAAGCAUCAGAUAACAUCUGCUAUGUGAUUCCUAUUCCUAAUGACUGAUGCCAUUGAGCCAACAGUUAAGGCGUCUAUCAUGGGCAUUUUGUGAUGCAUCACAAGCCAUUAUUUUCUAUCACCAUGAUGUGUAAAUAUCUCCUGUAAAUGAUUGUUUAAAAAGGAAUGGUGUCUAUCAUAGUUCCAGAGAGGAUCCAUCCAGCGUUUGUCCAUGACAUAAUUCACUUCAGGAAGCUGGAAGGGUUUGCAUGACGGUUUUGAGCAACUCCACAUAGUAAAUAUACAUUGUCAUUACUGCCAUUUCAAACAGCCAGGUUUCGAUAUUAACCAUACAAAAGAACAUGUACGAAUGAGAGAAAAGCCUGCUCUGCAAGCUGGUAAGAUGAACCAGAAUACAAAAAAGCACAACACUGCUCCAAAUCUCAAUUGAAAAGGGGCAGUCCUCUUUUAUUUUUAAGAUAUGUUUCUUUUUGGUUAUCAGUACAUUCCAUUACUCUACUUUUCUGACAAAUCUUUACCAUAAGUAAACUGUAACAAUGCUACUUUUCCUUCAAUUUUUACCUUAAUAGUGAAACUCCAUAAAGAAUCACGCCUAGGUAUGGCAUCGCGAGUAGUAUAAUCAACAUUCAACAUACAGUGCAUUCGGGAAAGUAUUCAGACACCUUGACUUUUUCCACAUUUUAUUACGUUACAUCAUCAUUCUAAAAUGUAUUAAAUCGUUUUUUCCCCACCUCAUCUACACAUAAUACCCCAUAAUGACAAAGCAAAAACUGUUUUUUAGAAAAUGUUUCAAAUUUAUUACAAAUAAAAAACUGAAAUAUCACAUUUACGUAAAUAUUCAGACCCUUUACUCUGUACUUUUUGAAGAGCCUUUGGCAGCGAUUACAGCCUUGAGUCUUCUUGGGUAUUACGUUACAAGCUUGGCACACCUGUAUUAAGGGAGUUUCUCCCAUUCUUCUCUGCAGAUCCUCUCGUUGUUGCACAGCUAUUUUCAGAUCUCUGCAGAGAUGUUUGUUCAGGUUCUGGCUGGGCCACUCAAGGAAAUUCAUAGACUUGUCCCGAAGCCGCUCCUGCUUUGUCUUGGCUGUGUGCUUAGGGUCGUUGUCCUGUUGGAAGGUGAACCUUCGCCCCCAGUCAGGUCCUUAGCACUCUGGAGCAGGUUUUCAUGAAGAAUCUCUCUGUACUUUGCUCUGUUCAUCAUUCCCUCCAUCCUGACUAGUCUCCCAUUCCCAUUCAGAUGCUGCCACCACCAUGCUUCACCGUAGGGAUGGUACCAUGUUUCUUCCAGACGUGACACUUGGCAUUCAGGUGAAGAGUUCAAUCUUGGUUUCAUCAGACCAGAGAAUCUUGUUUCUCAUGUUCUGAGUCCUUUAGGUGCCUUUUGGCAAACCCCAAGCGGGCUCUCAUGUGCCUUUUACUGAGGAGUGGGUUCCUUCUGGCCAUUCUACCAUAAAGGCCUGAUUGGUGGAGUGCUGCAGAGAUGAUUGUCCUUCUGGAAGGUUCUCCCAUCUCCACGGAGGAACUCUGGAGCUCUGUCAGAGUGACCAUCGGGAUCUUUGUCACCUCCCUGACCAAGGCCCUUCUUCCCUGAUUGCCCAGUUUGGCCGGGCGGCCAGCUCUAGGAAGAGUCUUGGUGGUUGCAAACUUCUUCCAUUUAAGAAUGAUGUUGGCCACUGUUCUUGAAGACCUUCAAUGUUGCAGACAUUUUUUGAUACCCUUCCCCAGAUCUGUGCCUCGACACGAUCCUGUCUCUGAGCUCUACGGACCCCAAUUCCGUCGACCUCAUGGCUUGGGUUUUGCUCUGACAUGCGUUGUCAGCUGUGGGACCUUUAUAUAGACAGGUGUGUGCCUUUCCAAAUAAUUUCCAAUCAAUUGAAUUUACUGCAGUUGGACUCCAAUCAAGUUGUAGAAACAUCUCAAGGAUGAUCAAUGGAAACAGGACGCCCCUGAGCUAAAUUUCGAGUCUCAUAGAAAAGGGUCUGUAUACUUAUGUAAAUAAUGUAUUUCUAUUUUUUAUUAUUAAUACGUUUGCAAACAUUUCUAGAAACCUGUUUAUCGCUUUGUCAUUAUGGGGUAUUGCUUGUAGAUUGAUGAUGCAUUUCUUUUGGUCAAUUCGUUUUCGAAUAAGGCUGUAACGUAACAAAAUGUGGAAAAAGUCAAGGGGUCUGAAUACUUUCCAAAUGCACUGUAAAUUAAGAAACCUCUAAAACAUUUUUGACACCAAAACACACAAUACUGUAAUAUUACUACUUUCCUGUCUGUUUGUUUACCUUAUUAGUGAAACUUCAUGAAGAACUGUACACAUGUUGGAAUUCCCAUGUUUUACCACUGCCUUUAUAAAACAACAUUUUGCACAAACCGAUACAAAAGCCAUAGUGGCUGUAUAGUAGGUGUUCCAAAAUAACUUGGUGCUCCCUCCAAACAGAGAUAGUUUCAAGGAUUAGACUAGACCAUUUCAAUUUCUCUCUUAUGCUCCUUGGAAUAGUAAUGGAACCAAAAACAGGGAUAAAUGCACAAAUAUUCUAAAUGAUUUAUCUUAGUGAUUUCUGAUCAUUUUAGGGUUUGAUGAACCCUAGAUGAUCGGUAACAAUAAAAUAUACAAAACAUGUCCAUGAACAUUUGUAUUUUCCUUAAAUGCAGAUGUAGUAACAUCACCUCAAGUUCAAUUGCGUUUGUUUUCAACAUCAUUGAUAUUCACAAAAUAUGUCAUAUUGCAUUGCAUCUACAUGCUUUACAUCUACAUACUCUUUUCUAAAUACUGUCAACUUGUGUUCAGUUCCUUGCUUUUGAUUUAGGUCCAGGGGUUCCCAAAAUGGUGUCCGCAGCCAGAUAUUUUUUAUUUGAGUUUUUUAUGAAUACUGCUAACAACAACAGAUUAAACAAAUUUUGUCCAAGAGAGUCGUGGAAUACAUUUAGAGGUUGUAAUACAGUACAAUACUAUGUCAUUCUAUUAAUCUAUGACAUACAGUAUGUUCUUAACCAUGGGCAAAAUGGGUCUGGGAUGCUCACAGGGAUAUUGGUAUCCACAAUACUCCACCAAUUACCCAAUGUUCAACUCAAUACUUGUUUUGAACAUAAAUGCAAUUCAUUUCUCUUUCUAAUUAUGUAAAAUUGUAUAGAAUGGCAGCUUAAAAACUGCAACAUUUUCUCUACGAUGCCAAGUGGGCCUGUUUUUCCACCGGGCCUGAGACUUGGUUCGUCCAGCCAUGCACUGUAGACAUCAUAGUUAAACACCUUGUACAGUUUGCUACAGCAAGAAAAUGAUCUUGCAGCAACAGGAAAUGCAAAUUAUUAUGUGGAUUAUAAUUCAUAAAAACAUGUGUAGGGGUAGAUUUUGUUAGGGCAAAUCAAGUCUGACAUUUCAAAGUGGAAAUUACAAACUUUAGAUGCCUUUUUAAAACUACAAGUACACUACAAGAUUGCAUUUCCUUCUUUGCAGGAAAAUUCUCAGCAACAAAAGAUUGAUCAAAUUAAGAUCCUACAUCUGUAUGCUAUUUUUAUUGCACUCAAGUUUCAGAUUUUUUUUUUUACCUUUAUUCAACUUGGCACAUUCUUACUUGCGAUGACGGCCUACCCUGGCCAAACCCAGACAAUGCUGGGCCAAUUGUGCACCGCCCUAUGGGACUCCCAAUCACAGCCAGAUGUGAUACAGCCUAGAUUUGAACCAGAGACUGUAGUGAUGUCUCUUGCACUGAGAUGCAGUGCCUUAGACCACUGUGCCACUCAGGAAGUUUGAGUGGAUUAUGAGGGGAUCCCUGAUGAAUUUCCUAUCACAAAAGGGGUCCCGGACCCAUAAAGUUAACCCCUGCUCUUAUAUUUACUUUUCCACAAUCCAAACAAAGGUUGCCACCACACUCUUGUUGUGACAUGGUGAACAUAAUGUAAAUGUUUAAGGAUGAAUAAGUAAUGAUAUCGUUUGGAAAAUGUUAUAAUUGUGUUUUUUUUUGUUGCACAUGGGCGAAAGAAAGCAUAUCUGUUCUUCGUGUUAACAUUGUAUUAUUGUUUGAAGUGGUGAUAGAAGUAUACUUACUAUUAAUAUAAUGAUUGUAAAGUUGAUAAUAAGUGAUACCAGAUAAACAUGAGACUAAGGCUGGAAUUCAGUCAAACCUGUACUGCAGGAAAACUUUUUUGGUGCAUUUCUGCAACACAAGACCUAAGUGAUUUUACAUGGGUUUCCUGGAGUGAAGGUUUAAUUGAAUACUCCCCUAAUAACCAUGCAUAUUAACUACGGCUAUUUAACCUAAUCUACAUCUAUAUGAUGGCUGGUUAUUUUUGCUAUUUGUCCUUUUUACUCAUGUUUUAUUUAUCAUCACAAUAUUGUGUUUGUGUAAAGCACAUGACCGUUCACCAAUUUGCUAAUAUAUUUUCAUAUGACCAUGCAUUUCUUUUCUUUUCAGAUAAUCUACAUAUACGUUUGUCUUAAAUAGGAUUCAUAUGUAAAUUGCUCUACAAAAAUAUCUUGAUAUUGGUGUUGUACAGUUUUCACAGAGUUGGGGUAGGGCUUACAAUACUGUGUUCCAAAACCUGUUUCUAGGUCUACGUAUAAAAUAAUAUGUUAGUAAACAUCAUUUGGAGCCUAAUAUUCCUGUAAAUAUUUGCAGAUUUCUUUAGAAAAUACUAAAAUACAUUUUUACUUCCUGAUUUGUACUUUACUGUAAGACGAAUGCAAAGCAAUUCCAUGGUUUCAGCUGAUGUGACAACAAUAAUGUAAAUAUUUUGAAGAGUACCAUUCGAUCACUUAUUAAAACAUACAUGAUUUGUUUUCAAUAUGCUCCAAUUACUCAAAUCACAAUUUCUUUAGUUUGGCCAAAUUUAAAGCAUUAUCAAAGGCAAGAAUGUAGGUACUCUUCUUUUGCAGCACAUGGCUGAGUUAGCUGUGACAUGUAAGCAAGAGUAUAAGCAUUUCAAGUUCCGCUGAUCAGAAAGAUAUAACAAAUACUGUACAUAUGCACACAUACACACACAAACUCACAUGCUCACACACGCGCACACACACACACACACACACACACACACACACACACACACACACACACACACACACAAAGACACAUACGUACAUGUACACUCACACAAACAUGCGCACAGGUCAAGUGAAAAGGAGACUAAUGGGUCUCUUAUAGCUAGCGUUAAGUCACCCAUCUCAGGUCCGCACAACUCUAACUAACCAGUUCACUACUGAAGUGCUACAGACCCGUCUUAAUCUGCCCAGUGAUGCCACAGUACAACUGUUUGUAGUAUAUUAUAUAUGUAUGUAUGUGUGUGUUUCCGUGUGAGAGUGUGCACGUAUGUCAGCCAGUGGGAUGUUUUGAAAGCACAUCUCUGACUGGCAAAAUGUCUGCUUCAUAAAAUGGCUUCACUUUGAAAUAUGUGUUUGUACCUCACAGCGCAUUUGCUUUCAUAUAUUUUUAUAUUUGUAUACUCCGAUAAAAAGAUUCCUCUUGGUGAAUGACACGGAAGAAGUGACAUCAGAGCCUAAAUGAACCAUCUUGGUGACAGUGUGUUUGCGCACACUCACAGAUGAAACUUUAGCCUCCUGCCCUGCCCUAGGCGGUCCCUCUAUUGUCACUCCACAGAGCGGCAACCCCUCCCUCUUCGUGCCACUCACAAAGAGCAUCUCCAGAACAAGAUCUGUACUGAAACCUAUGAAUUACCUGUUUUAAUACACAUGGAGAAAAAACAACAACAUUGUCAAUAAAUAUUGUAUAUAGUUCUGAA
This is a messenger RNA of Salvelinus fontinalis (brook trout), 8648 nucleotides long. Its product is annotated as gamma-aminobutyric acid receptor subunit beta-2. The coding region runs from base 182 to 1756 and encodes 524 amino acids. Gene Ontology annotation, molecular function: neurotransmitter receptor activity; GABA-A receptor activity; extracellular ligand-gated monoatomic ion channel activity. Gene Ontology annotation, biological process: regulation of membrane potential; chemical synaptic transmission; signal transduction. The transcript is spliced from 10 exons. The record is from RefSeq and is a predicted model, not a curated record. Gene Ontology annotation, cellular component: synapse; membrane; neuron projection. Lineage: Eukaryota; Metazoa; Chordata; Actinopteri; Salmoniformes; Salmonidae.